This is a messenger RNA of Striga asiatica, 1932 nucleotides long. The record is from the annotation of a GenBank genome assembly. NCBI's taxonomy places the organism in Eukaryota, Viridiplantae, Streptophyta, Magnoliopsida, Lamiales, Orobanchaceae.
CGCAGUCGUAGCUUGUAACAUCAGAAAAAAUCUCACCAAGGAAAUGGGCAAUAACUGCAGCAGUGGUUAUCUAUACACAAAUGCCCCACCCACCUCUGCCGCUGCGGCCGCCGGACCUACGCCCCCUAACGAUGGCGGAGCUGGUCCCGGGCCGGGGCCCGGAUCCGGAUCCAGCAUCACCGUCCUCCCCCCGGACGCACCCCCACCUCCCCGCCGGCCCCUACCCACCGGAAUCGGUCGCGUCCUCGGCCGGCCCAUGUCCGACAUCCACUCCGUAUACGUUUUCGGGCGGGAGCUCGGCCGUGGCCAGUUUGGGGUGACCCACCUCGCGACCCACCGCGCCACGGGCCGCGCCUUCGCGUGCAAGUCGAUCGCCGCCCGGAAGCUCGCCACCCCUGACGACGUCGCCGACGUCCGCCGGGAGGUCCAGAUCAUGCACCACAUGACGGGCCACCGCAACAUCGUGGAGCUGACGGAGGUGUUCGAGGACCGCCACAGCGUGCACCUCGUGAUGGAGCUGUGCGCCGGCGGCGAGCUGUUCGAUAGGAUAAUCGCCAAGGGUCACUACUCCGAGCGGGCGGCGGCGGGGCUGUGCCGCCAGGUUGUGACGGUGGUGCACGCCUGUCACUCGAUGGGGGUGAUGCACAGGGAUCUGAAGCCCGAGAAUUUCUUGUUUCUGAGUGGGGAUGAAAAUUCGCCCCUCAAGGCGACCGAUUUUGGACUGUCUGUGUUUUUCAAACCUGGAGAAGUAUUUAGAGAUCUUGUUGGGAGUGCAUAUUAUGUGGCUCCUGAAGUAUUGCGUAGAAAUUAUGGUGUUGAAGCUGAUAUAUGGAGUGCCGGUGUUAUACUGUAUAUUUUACUCAGUGGUGUCCCACCUUUUUGGGGAGAAAAUGAGCAAGGCAUAUUCGAUGCCGUUUUGCGGGGCCACCUUGAUUUUGUUUCGGACCCCUGGCCAUCAAUUUCGAGUAGUGCCAAAGAUCUUGUGAAGAAGAUGCUUCAGUCUGACCCUAAAGAUCGGCUUAGUGCAGUUGAAGUCUUGAACCAUCCAUGGAUGAGAGAAGAUGGGGAUGCAUCUGAUAAGCCUCUCGACAUUGCUGUCUUGACUAGGAUGAAGCAAUUCCGUGCAAUGAACAAGCUGAAAAAAGUUGCUCUGAAGGUGAUUGCGGAAAAUCUUUCUGAAGAAGAAAUUAUAGGUUUGAAGGAGAUGUUCAAAUCCAUGGAUACCGACAAUAGUGGAACUAUCACUUAUGAAGAGCUAAAAGCCGGCUUGCCGAAGCUUGGAACGAAGCUGUCUGAAUCAGAAGUCAAACAAUUAAUGGAAGCGGGCAUAGCAAAACGAUUAGCUUGGCACAUUACGAUUAGCUUGCAGAGGAAGAGGUUUUCGGGGUCUAAAGCUGAUGUGGAUGGAAAUGGGACAAUCGAUUACAUUGAAUUUAUCACGGCUACAAUGCACAUGAAUCGAAUGGAGAGAGAGGACCAUUUGUACAAAGCAUUUGAAUAUUUUGACAAAGAUAAGAGCGGGUACAUAACUAUGGAAGAGUUAGAACAUGCCAUGAAGGAAUACAACAUGGGAGACUCAAAAACGAUUAAGGAAAUCCUUGCUGAAGUAGACACUGAUCGGGAUGGGAAAAUAAACUAUGAUGAAUUUGCAGCUAUGAUGAGGAAAGGCAAUCCUGAAAUAGGCACUAACAGACGGAGAAAAUAGUAUCGACAACACUAUAUAAACGCAACUAUAUAUGUAUUGGGUGUGUUCCCCUGCGGUUUUUCGCCUUCUUCUUGUUGUCUAUAUCUUGAUUGUUGGCCUGAGAUUUGGGUGACAAAUUGUUCUACAGUUGUUUUGUGAUGUUGAAGUGCGAUUGUGGCUUGUGGGGAAACAUGUGUUUAUCGUUGGUGAAUGCAAAUUUGAAAUUUUGUUUGCCAUUCUCAUUUCAU